CCUUCUAAAUACAUAGGCAGUUGCAUGAUUCAGUAAAGUUUCUACCAUAUUAUUUUGCAGAAUGAACUGGUGCAUAUAUGUAAUUUAUGAUUGAGUGUUUCAGUAAGACUUCUAUCAAUCCCCUAUCUUUGCUCCUCAUGAAAAUAUUAACAGUUGUAAGAGAGAAACAUUACACGUAUUGAGCCACAACAUAUGCCAGCAAUUGGAACUCCUCGAAUGUCUCGCACACUCGACAUAGAUCUCGGAUGUAAUACGAUGGCAUCCAUGAGCGAAUUUGAAGCAUUGCUAGCUAUGACGUACGUAACGUAGUGCGGUAGGCUGUGACGUCAUAAUUGACAAUGUAUUAAAUUCACUCAUGGAUGCCAUCGUAUUACGUCCGAGAUCUAUGUCGAGUGCGAGAGACAUUUGAGGAGUUUUGAUUGCAUAUGCCAGAAGUGGUGUAAAUCAAUGUGGAUUCUAAAAGAAUUCAAAGAACUUAGUGAAAACGUGAAGAUAGCGAACAGCGAUCAAUCUCAUAACGUCUGUAGGGAAUACAAAAUUAAGAGUUGGUCAAACAUGGACCCCUGGAUAUACCAGGCCCCGCCGUCAUAAAACUUUGAGAAUUCUCAAAUAAAUUCUCAACUCAACUCUUGAGAAUUACUCAGCUAAGAAUAUUCUCAAAUCAGCCGUCAUAAAUCGAUUUGAGAAUAUUCUUAGCUGAGUAUAUUCUCAAGAGUUGAGUUGAGAAUAUUAUCGUGCGCGACAGUUUUCGCGGAAUUUUUUCAGUGCUGGUAGCGGCCCUGUAGAGCUCUUUAAUGUUAAAAAGGUGAGAAAACGUCAUAGAAACAUGUAAAUAUACCAAUAUUACGUCUUGAAAUUUUGUCGUCUGCUGCAUUUCCUUUUAAUAUGGAGACGAUGGAAGUAAAAAAGAAAGCUAGGGUACAAAAUUGGACCGCUGAGGAAGAAGUUCUGUUAAUAGAGGAAGUGAAAGCGAGAGCAGAAAUCCUCUUUGGACCUCUGAAGGGUUGUGGAAAGUCCGGAAAGAUUAAAGAAAUAAAAGACAGAGAAUGGCAAAUGGUUGCUGACAAGUUAAAUUCACAAUUCGACAACAAGAUGAGAGGUCUGGAGGAAGCGAAGAAAAAAUAUUACAACAUUAAACAGAGGAGCAAAGAAAAACUUGAUUCAGUCAAAAAGUCCAAGACAGGAGGAGGUCCACCCCUCCCAUCACUAACACCUGGGGAAGAGACUUUUCUGAACUUGUCAGUAGGCCAACCAAAUGUCCAUGGUUUAAAUGGAGGUGUUGAUACUGAUGAGCAGCAGAUUACCAACUCCAUUCAAAAUGAAAACAAUACUUUCUGGUGAAAAGCGGUAUCUUUGGAAGAUUUCGUCCUCCUCCAGACUCUCAAGAGGAUUACUAAGGUCCCGAAAUACCAGAGGUCGUCUUAAAAUGCGCUGAUUUUGUCUCCUCUGACGUCUGCGUCUGAUCAUAGCAGCCAUUUUUAAUGCUUGAGAACGUUCUUAAGUCUGCAUUUUUGUAGACUCAAAUAUUUGAGAAUAAAACUGAUUUUGAGAAU
Messenger RNA from Ostrea edulis (European flat oyster), 1553 nucleotides. RefSeq lists its product as uncharacterized. Gene Ontology annotation, cellular component: nucleus. The transcript is spliced from 4 exons. NCBI's taxonomy places the organism in Eukaryota, Metazoa, Mollusca, Bivalvia, Ostreida, Ostreidae. Bases 886 to 1341 code for a protein of 151 amino acids. The record is from RefSeq and is a predicted model, not a curated record.